This is a messenger RNA of Ruditapes philippinarum (Manila clam), 3414 nucleotides long. RefSeq lists its product as uncharacterized. The coding region runs from base 1241 to 2062 and encodes 273 amino acids. Lineage: Eukaryota; Metazoa; Mollusca; Bivalvia; Venerida; Veneridae. The transcript is spliced from 4 exons. The record is from RefSeq and is a predicted model, not a curated record.
AAUACACACAACAUGUUCUGAAGGUGGUAUUCAUAUACCUUGUCAAUCAUUUGAUGGUCAGUAGAAUUCUUUGGUCGUUCGGGAUAAUAAAGGUAGUCCGUUGACAUUAUUUCAGUUGCAGAAAGAUAUUUGGAGAAAAAAUGAAAACAAGAGUAAGGAAGUUCUUAUCAAAGAACUAAAGGAUUUGAACAAAACUAUAUCUUGGACCAAAGAAACUAUCGUAGACGUCAAUGGAGUCAGUAAGAGCUACAUAAGAAUGAGCAAUGGUGGAGUAAAACUUCCACAAUAUAGACAGGUUAGUAUUAUGAAUAAAGACAACAAAAUGAGCAAAAAAUAAGACUGUGCUGAAGAAAGAACUUACACGACCACACUUAUGGAUACAGUACCUGAUUCAGUUAGAGAGGCGGCCGAUAUCGGCAAAGAUGUAAUGGAAUUUACCACGAUAAAUGAUCCUAUUGAAAUGGAAGCAUUUGCUAACAAUGCUAAUGAAGAAGAUUGGUCAUUUGAAAUACAAGAUGAAAACAAUCAACCUACAGGUGAAAUUCUUAUAGAAGAAAGUAGGACACAGCAAACAAAUACAAAAGAACCCAUUCUAAGUGGAACACAUUUAGAAAUAGCUACAUGGAAUGUAUUCUAGCUAUGUUCAAGAGAUUGUAAUAAGAAAGGUAAAUGGAAUAAUGUCACACCGAAUGACUUACUCGACUGUUUUAAUGACUUAAAAAAAUGAGAAAUUUUCUUGAUACAGAAGUCCGUGUUUGUGUAAGGUAUUUAAAGAAAGCAAAAGGUUUGUCAAGAGUAAAAGAAUCGAGUAUAAAGUCUGUCAAACUUGAGGAAAUGGCUAAAUUUCUAGGAAUGGAGGUAACAGAAAAUCUUGGACAAAAAAAUGUCAAAAAACGUUCCAAUCAAAUUACAUCAAGUCUUCAUGAUCUUGCUUUGAAAGUUGUAUCUAAGUAUCCAAAAGCGCAGCUAAAUGUGAUAUUAGCAGAGUACCGGUUUUUCGGACGAGUACAAAACCUGGAUUAAACCAAUUGAAAACAUAAAAAUCGACGAUGAACCAUGUGAGUGGUUCUAUAAACCGGACUAUAGUGUUUCUAGAAAGCAGGUAGAAGUAGAGUGUAUAGACAGUACACACUUAUUUACAAGAGCGCGAAGAAAGUCUUGUACUGGUGGGAUUCAGGGAAUUACGAACAAACCAUGGACCAGAGUAGCUUCUAAAAGAUCUACACUUCUCACUCCAAUUAUGGUGAGUGAUAUCACGGACCCUAUGUCCGUUUCUAUGGCGAAGACCCAUUUCUCUGAGGGUGUCGAGUUGGACAUGAGACACAAUGGUGACAUAGCAGCAGCCGAUUUAUGUAGAGACAUCAGAAAUUGGUGGGAAUCUGAAGAUAGACCUGGCAUUUCGGCUUCAACCCGCAUUAAAAUGAGGAAACCGCUUAGAAAACGUUUACUAUCCCUGGUUAACUUUUUUAGGUUUCCACCUGCAAAGCAAUACGUUUGCGGCUGGCCCGUGCAAUUAUGGGAAGCUUUAUUAGCAAACAUCGACGCAAAGGCAUACCUUUACUCGUUAGUUCACAAUGGAACCUAUAACCCUAGAGCCUUUAGUAGUAUGAUUGGCGAGACUUUUUUCUCAGAACUCACGUUGAACGACAGACGCGGACAAGGAACAGUGUCGGCCUCUGAAUUUGGUCAAUACAUCGGACAUGCGACGGAGCAGGUACAAAUUAGGCUUGACGAAGACAGGAAUUUCUCGCUUUGUACGUCUAAAAAGAAAGUAUACGACGUUGUUGACGAGCCGGUAGAAUGCGGUUCAGAUCACGACAACACGGGGUGUAUGGUUUGUAGAGGAAACAAAGACAAAAUGCCACAAAAUAUUUGUCCAAAGGAUCACCCGUUUGAUAAUCCAGAAAGAAGACGGCUACCAGGUCGUAGAAACAGAGACCAUAUUCCAACCGAUAGGAAUGCAUUACAAAGGGGCACUCUUGGUGUUAGAUUUGAAAAGGCGCGAUGUAAUAUGUCUAAAAUGAUGGCUACCGAUAGAAUGGGUAUAGAUCUUAAUAAUUAGGGUGAUUGACAUGCAUUGCUUAAGUACAACUCACAGCAACAUAGUUUUGGUAAAAUUCAAACCAGAUCUAAUAUUAAUACAAGUAAAUUGGACAGCAGUGUAAAUGGUUAACUGUCUACCCAAUGAUACAGAAACAAGUGAAGUACCUGGUUCCAACAAUGCAGUGAUGUAAGACGAAUGAUUACUGCUUUGCUUUCUUUGUUAAGUAAUACAAUGGAGACUUCUUCUGAUAUGUUAGCAUAUUUUCACUGAUAAAUAAAUAAAGAUAAGACAAAUGUUUCUACUUUUAUUGAACGUGUAUAGAACAAUCACUAAAAGUUUGGAAUUGCCUUGAUUUUUCAGAUAUAAAACAAAAAAUAAUAGUAACAAACACUGAUAUUGCAUAAAAAUAACAUUCUCAAACAUCAUCAAUAACAAGAGACCUGAAUUAUCACAAAAUGGUCACAAAACCAGGUUUUCAGAACGAAGUGUCAGAGGCCUUGAAAAUAAUAAAACAUACAAAAAAAAUUUAGACCGCUAAUUUUAUGAAAAUAUUUGUUGAAUACUCCUUAAAAUACAGUACUAGUAAUCUAUUCUUAACAUAAACAAAAAUAACAGAGUAUUCUUGCUUUUAUAUACAAUUAAAUAAGCGUUUCGAAUGAUCAAGUUUGACACAAAACUGCUAGCAAAUCGAAGACGAACGAAAAUGAGCAUAACAUUAUACAUUCGAAAUUAUUUAGGUCACAAUAGUUCUGUGAAAGUCUAAUUGAAAUCCCUUGAAAAAUUUAGGCCUUACACAAAGAAAAGUUUUCUCUAUAUAUUACAUUAUUUGAAAUCUGUCAAACAUUAUCAGAUUACUAAACCCCGAUAUACACCUUCGGAAAACCUGGUUAAAAUUAUCACAGUAAUUCAGAAAUUAUACUUAAUAAUCAUAAUACUUAAAACAAUAAGAAAAUAUUAGAAAAUAAUAAAAUAAUAAUAAAACUGUUUAAAACUGAUUUAAACAUAUAAAUGAUCGCUGCCUGCAUAUGCACGAUUUUCAAAUAAAUGAUCACAUUAUCAAAAUAUUGCUUAUAUAUCACAUAAAUAAUCACAAGUCAUUUCAGAGCAUGCGUUAAAAACAACGCUAAUACAAAACAUUACAGUGAUUAACUUGCUAAUUAUCACAUGGAUUAAUUACCGGUAAUUUAUAUAAGUGAUCGUUGCAUGUCUUUGCACAAUCACUUUUAAAACACAUAAUUACACAUACAAAAUAAAAUCAUCGCAAUAAAAAAAAUUCUACAUACAAACUGAUUAAUCUAUUAUUUAUGAAUUCACUGAAAUGAGUAUGAAAUCAUGAUUUUUGAGUAUCAUGAUUUUUGAGUACAUAAAAA